CAAGGUUUCUCUAGGCAGGAUUUUGAUAAAUAGUGUGAGAAGCAGCAACUCAUGUUUAGGUUCCCCAGAUGGAUUUAAGGAGGAUAUCUGUACACUCGUGUCGUUGUUGGAUAUGGAAGAGAAUUGAAACCAGUAGCAGCUCUGGCCUCUUCGCAGUGGAUCUAUUCUGCAGCUGGCUGGAUGACUACUCCUGGGAUAAGUUUGGUUAGUGUGAUGGAAGAUUUCUAUCAGUUACUAUGGAGUUAACCCUCGAAAUAAGCUUCCCCUUUCUCCCUGGAUUGCAAGCAGUUCCCUCUGGAUGGAUCCCUUCGAUUGAGUGGCAUGAUAUUACAUCCUGGUUACAACCAACCUGAGGAAUACUAUGGAAUUACUAGACCUACAGUUUCAGGCAAUAUUGAAGUGCAUUGAAGACUCCGCGGUAUCAUUGGCUUUGGUUUAAAUGUAAUAUAUUGAUGCACGUUCUUUGGAUAUGAAAUCUUUCGAUGAAGAUAUAGUACUCUUUGAUCUACCACCUUGAAGGAUAUUACAGCUAAUAAUUUUCAACGAAUUCAUGGAAAGGAAAACUGAAGAAUUGAGGAAGUAACAUAUACAAGGGUCUACAUAUCUGUACUGUUUAUUUUGAUUCACCCCGAUUGGAUCUUAUGGAUUUUUCUGGUCUGAUGGUUAAAUUAUAGAAGCUUACAAACAUUUGGAAUUUUAUUUUCCCGCAUAAUGGAAUGAAGGGCAUUAUCACUUCAACGUGGGAUUAUAUUCAUCUUAAAGUAGUUGUAUGGCAGAUUGGAUUACCUGGUUUGUGUUUCAUACUCAUCUUGAUUCUACUUAUUGUACCAGUGGACUAUCAAACAAGGGACAUCUGUUAGUGGAUACUUUACAUUUUAACUUUCAGAUCAAAUAUGAAAAGAUUUUAAGACAUGGCAACUGACUGCUAGAAAAUGGAUAUUAUAUGUCUACUACUAGAAGAAAGCACUGUGCUCUGGGAGUAACGGGUAUAGUUGCUUAAUAUCGACUCGGAUUGGGAUACAUUUAUCUACAUCCAUCUGAACGCACUCCGCAUCUCAGAAAGGUCUUGGGGUUUGGGAGUUACUUUAAACUUUGGGAGCUAUCUGUAUGAGGCGAAUGUACGUAACACUGGCAAUGGAAAUUUAUCUUUCUUGGGCGUUCAGUUUUCUUGAUACAAUCCCCAAAUCAAUGCGGCACUAGCACUAUCCGAAGUUGGAUUACCCCUUUAAGAGGGGACCAAAUUGGGAAUGUUUGUACACUUUUCUCUCCCUAGAUUUAAUUGGGAUUUAGGUCGUGUUUACUGCAGUCUAAAAAGGGCUUCUGACAACCGGGAGCGUACUUAUGAUCAUAGUGCCUAUGGACACCACGAUCGUACAACAGCAGGGUUUGAUCGUCCCAGACAUUAUGAACAGGAUUACUAUAGAGAUCCUCGGGAUCGAACUAUACAACAUGGAGUUUAUUAUGGGUCAAGAAGUCGAAGCCCUACUCGAUUUGAAGCUCAUGAUCCACGUUAUGAACAAAGAGGGAGGGAACAGUUUGCAAUAUCAAGUGUAGUACACCGAGAUCUCUACAGGGAAGAUAUUACUCGGGAAGUAAGAGGGAGACGGCAGGAAAAGAACUAUCAGCACAGCCGAAGUCGAUCCCCACAUUCCUCACGGUCAGGAAACCAAUCCCCACAGCGACCUAGCCAAGGACGGCCACGGCGAUCUCCCAGUGGCAGUGGGUCCCGGAGUAGGUCAUCAAGCAGUGAUUCAGUCAGCAGCAGCAGUAGUACCAGCAGUGACAGUAGUGAUUCUAGCAGCAGCUCCAGUGACGAGUCUCCAGCAAGAUCCGUUCAGUCUGCUGCAGUCCCUGCACCACCAGUUCAACUCCCGACACCUGUGGAAAAGGAUGAACCACGCAAAAGCUAUGGAAUCAAGGUCCAAAACUUGCCAGUCCGUUCUACUGACACAAGCCUUAAAGAUGGUCUGUUCCAUGAAUUUAAGAAGUAUGGGAAGGUAACAUCUGUGCAGAUCCAUGGUGCUUCUGAAGAGCGCUAUGGCCUUGUUUUCUUUCGACAACAAGAAGAUCAGGAGAAAGCUAUGAAUGCGUCUAAGGGGAAGUUAUUUUUUGGCAUGCAGAUUGAAGUCACUGCUUGGACUGGCCCAGGUCCCCUUGCAGAAACGGAGAGUGAGAAUGAAUUUCGACCACUGGAUGACCGAAUAGACGAGUUUCAUCCCAAGGCCACAAGAACAUUAUUUAUUGGAAACCUGGAGAAAACCACAACCUAUGGAGAUCUUCGAAACAUCUUUGAGCGCUUUGGGGAGAUUGUGGAUAUUGACAUCAAGAAGGUAAAUGGGGUUCCUCAAUACGCCUUCCUACAGUACUGUGACAUUGCAAGUGUCUGCAAAGCCAUCAAGAAAAUGGACGGAGAGUACUUAGGAAAUAAUCGGCUCAAGGUCAGGAAGGAGAAAUACAGUCAUUUGCUUAUCAGGAAUAUUCACUUAUCAGGAAUUCACAGUGAAAUAUUACUGGGAUUUGGCAAGAGUAUGCCAACUAAUUGUGUAUGGCUGGAUGGCCUAUCUUCAAAUAUUACUGAACAAUACUUGUCCAGGCAUUUUUGUCGUUAUGGGCCUGUGCUCAAAAUUGUGUUGGAUCGUCAGAAAGGAAUGGCUCUGGUGUUGUACGAUGAAAUUGAAUGCGCACAGACAGCGGUGCAGGAGACCAAGGGCAGGAAGAUUGGAGGAAAUAGAAUAAAGGUGGAUUUUGCAAAUCGCGAGAGUCAGUUGGCAUUUUAUCGUUCAAUGGAAGUCUCUGGGCAAGACAUCAGAGACCUGUACGAAAUCUUUGCUGAGCGAAGUAGGGAGGAUCGGCGAGGAUCAUACCAUGAAUAUCCUACAGAUCGAGCCUACUUUGAUGCGGUUAGGGGCCCGGCUGCUACAUUCCCUGAAGAUCCUCGGAGAGACUACCGUGCAAGAAGCAGAGAUUUUUAUGCCGAAUGGGAUCCCUAUCAGGGUGAUUAUUAUGAUCCUCGCUACUAUGAAGAUCCCCGGGAGUACAGAGACUACAGAGAUCCCUAUGAACAGGACAUAAGGGAGUACAGUUAUCGACAGCGAGAGAGGGAGCGGGAGAGGGAACGUUACGAAUCUGAUAGAGAGCGAGAUCAUGAAAGGCGGACUUGUGAACGAAGCCAAAGCCCAACACAUUCGAGAAGAGCGCAGAGUUGUAGUGCGUCACCAACGCAGUCUGAGAGGCACCAGAGUGACAGCAUGGACUCGGAACGUAGAAUAUACAGUCGAUCGUCAGAUCGUAGUGGUAGUUGCAGCUCGCUCUCACCCCCUCGAUAUGAUAAAGUUGAGAAGACUGACAAAGUUCGACCAGAGCGUUAUGAUAAAAAUGAAAAGGAGAAAGACCGAGUGUUUGAACCCGAAAGAGUUGAUAAAAGGACACAAAGGAAAGAAAAGGUUGAGAAAUUGGAAAAAGCAAAAAAAAUCGACAAACCUGAAGUGGAAAAACCAGAGAAGAAGGAGAAAACUGAGAAGCUCAGACUACGCAAGGUGAAGCCUCCAACUCCAAGUUCCCCAUCUUCUGAAACAGACCAAGAAAUAGACAGAGAUCCAAACCCUGAUGGACAAAAGGGUAAAACAAAACAAGGGAAAGAAAAAGCAGAGAAAGACGGGGCUUCAAAAAAUCGUUUAGAUUUAAUUCCCUGUGUGGUGUUAACUCGUGUAAAAGAGAGAGAGACGAAAGUGAUUGAACCCCUGAUUGUGGAGAAGUCGAGAGGAAAGCCAGAGAAUGAUGUGGUCAAAUCUCCUCCUGCAGAACAACAUAAAGUACAGCUAACACGACUUGAUCAGACAAAGACAGAGCUGACCAAAGUGGAGCCCAUUAGGCCAAAAAUGUUAAAAGAGAAACUGCUUGCCAGCCAAAUAGAAAUCGUGGAGAAGGAAGUGAAAAUCAAGCAUAAAAAGAACCUCAAACCCGAACCGUGUGUUGAUGCACCGAAUGUAAUGGAUAUUGACAAACUGGAAGCAAGGAAGAGGCGUUUUGCGGAUCCAACGUUAAGAACAGACAGGCAGAAGUUAGAGGUUAAGAGAAGCAGUCAAGAGGAAGAGGAACUGCGUCAAGGUCUAAAAAAACAACCUGAGCUGGCUCCCUGGAGAGAAGUGGGUAAAGAAGGAGACGUUGACCGCAGACCCGUGCGCAAAGAAUCGCUCAAACGAGAGCACAGAAAAAUUAAGCAAGAAAAAUUAAUUCCAGCAUUCAGCCCCAGGGAAGGGCAGGAGUCUGCCACUGUUUCGGUAGGGAUUGGCUUGCGGCCUGGCGUGGAUGUACAGUCUAGAAUAAGUGAGCCAUCUGAAGACUUGGUGGACGUUCAAGAAGUUGGAGUGAAGAAAGUGAACACACCAAAACCUCUGCUUAAGGGAGUUCUUCAGCAACUGCUCCCACACCUUGAUGAGAUAUCGGGAGAAGGAGAUAUGAAAAGAGAUGAACGGAAGAGAAAAUAUAGCGGCACUGAAGACGCAAAUGAUCACAAGUCCACCCAUGAGAAAUCGCAGACGGCUGAAGCGGAAGAGAAACUAGGGAUUGAUAUUGAUUACACUCAGAGUUACCGGAAACAAAUGGAGCAGAACCGCAAACUGAAGCAGCAGCAGGAGAUGGAGAUGGCAAAAUCAGAGAAAUUCAACAGCCCCAGAAAAGAUAAUCCAGACGAAUUUGACAGAAGAAGUUUGGUCCAUGAAGUUGGGAAGCCACCUCAAGAUGUCACAGACGACUCUCCUCCAGUUAAACGGAAAAAAACAGACCAAUUUGAUUUUGAGAUUAGCAUGAAAAGAGAGAGAAAUUAUAGGAGUUCUCGUCAACAAAGUGAGGAUUCCGAAAAAACUGUCUUUUCCCCUGGAUUUCGGCAUAUUCUGUCUUAUCAGGAUGAAGAUGAUAACUCAGACUCUCCACAUCAGACAUUGCCACAUCAGACAUUGCCACAUCAGACAUUGCCACCGAAAGAACCUAAAGUUUCUCCCAAGCCAGACUACACCAUUCAAGUUCCUGUUAAAGAAGAAUCUUUAAAGUGCAAUUCUUAUGAAUCAAAUAAGCGAGAACAAAUUUUGGACUUGUCCAGAAUUAAAAUAGCAUCUCAGAGCUCCGAGGAGGAGACAGCACGCUGGGAAACACGUUUGAAACUAGAGGCAAGUAGAUCUGACGUUAGCUUUCCAAGUAGCGUCAUAAAACGCGAUGGAAUUCGCAAGCGUUCUGUGCGUGAGCUCGAACCAGGAGAGGUACCGAGCGAUUCUGAUGAGGAUAAUGAACAUAAAUCUCAUUCACCAAAAGCCUCAACUUCUUUUGAAAGUUCUAGGUUGCCUUUGUUUCUACGAAAUAGGGAGGAUGAUAGGAUAUCAGACUUGAAGCUAUCAAGUUCUCUGGAAAGAAACAAAUUCUAUUCCUUUGCUCUCGACAAGACCAUUACCCCGGACACCAAGGCUUUACUAGAAAGGGCAAAGUCUCUGUCGUCAUCCCGAGAAGAAAAUUGGUCAUUUCUGGAUCGAGAUUCCAGGUUUGCCAACUUUAGGAAAGAUAAAGAUAAGGAAAAGGUGGAAUCGGCACCAAGGCCAAUCCCCUCUUGGUACAUGAAAAAGAAAAAAAUUAGAACCGAUUCUGAUGGUAAAAUGGAUGAAAAGAAGGAAGAGCACAAGGAAGACGAGCAAGAGAGGCAGGAACUAUUUGCUUCCCGUUUCCUGCACAGCUCCAUUUUUGAGCAGGAUUCAAAACGCCUACAGCACCUUGAAAGGAAAGAAGAUGAUUUGGAUGUAAUUUCUGGGAAAUUCUUUGGAAGGCAAGGAUCUGUGGAUGGCUCCAAUAGCAGCCUAGAACUGAUACAAGAACCCGUAGUCUUGUUUCACAGUCGCUUCAUUGAAUUGACACGAAUGCAACAGAAAGAAAAGGAAAAGGACCAGAAACCAAAGGAACUGGAGCGACGAGAAGUUGAAAAAGAAGUUCAGCCUAAAACACCAGAUUCUGCCCCUGAAUCAGAGGUGGUGAAUACUAUGCCGUUUUUUAGGGCUCUUAUACCGCAACCACCCCCUGUUGUUCCCCAGCCAGUUCUCCUUGAGCAACGAGAAGCAACUCUGAAUAAAGUAGUGCACGAAGCCUCCCUGGUGGAAAAUGUAAACUCCAGCUCUGCAGCGGAUGCCCUGAAAUAUGUUGUUAGUGUCAGCCCUUGUGAAGAAGCAGAACCGGCAGUAAACAAGCAAUUAGAUGCAAAUGUUACUUCAAGUUUUGCGGCUACCGAGGAGGAAAUAUCGAUUGGAGAACAUCCCUCUUACUUGAAUACUAAACCGCCAACUCCGGGAGGAGCUGACCCACAAAACUGCAGAAAUCCAGAAACAGAAGUGUUAGAACUUGGUUCAGAUUCCACCAAAACUAGCAAAAAAGAAGUGGCAUCCGAUGAACACAAAGGAGAUAAAAAUUCUUCCGUCACUGUCCAGUUAGAUGUCAACCAGCAAGAAGAACACUUGGAGGUACAGCCACAGAUUUCGGAUAAUGAAGCAGAUACCGAACCGUCUGUAGGUAUAAAAGAGAAAAGGUCUUCACAAACCAAAAGAACAAAGACUACACUUCAGGCAGUCACUGCAACCAUCCCGGAAAAGCCUGUCACGAGGAAAAGUGAGAGGAUAGACCGUGAAAAGCUAAAGAGGUCAUCAUCGCCCCGAGCUGACACUCAGAAACUUCAGGAGCAGAAAUUGGAGAUAGAAAGAGUCUCAAAAAACACAGCAAAAUCUCCAAGUUCUGCCCCAGAGUCUGAAACUUUGGAGCCAAGUUUGCCUUUAGGCAGAACACGCCGUAGAAAUGUGCGAUCUGUUUAUGCGACAAUUGACGACGGCCCAAAUCUAAUGAAAGACUCGACCGACACGUCACGGUCAACCAGGAAACGAGGCGAUAAAGAACUUCAGGAACCAUCGAAUGUACAAACUCCGCCUCGGAGGGGGAGACCCCCAAAAUCCCGCCGCCGACCAGGGGACGAGAAUCCAUGUUUUAAAGCUGAGCCGGUGAAACAAGAAGCUGAAGAAACGGAAACUAAAGACAGCAUUGAAAACGCAAAACCAGUUGAAGGAUGGAAGUCACCAAGAUCACAGAAAGCCGCACAAAGUCAUCCAUUACCCCCUUCACCUGCUUUUAGCAGCCAUGUUGGAAAGAAAGCCAUUAAAACAGAAUCAAGGACAUCCGAGAUUUGUGUUGACCAUAGAGAUGAUGUUACAGAGACUUUGGCUGAGCAAGGUUCGAAUAAGAAUAUAGUUAAACACUCACCAGAGGAACGGGAGGUGGCAGUCGACAAAAAAACAGUUGACAAAAAUGACAUUGCGUUGGAGAAUUGUCCUUCAGAUAAAAACCCUGGUGAAGUUGUAGAAAAGGGAUGUUUGGAGAAAGGCUCCAAGUCAAAGUGUGGAAGAGGAAGGAACUCAAAGGACAAUGAAGACAAAAUAUCUCUACGAAAUUUGGAAAUAAGACUCAGUACUGAGGAGCUAAAUGUUGUUAAAAGUGAUACAGAGACGACUGGGACUGUAAAGAAAGAUGCCCAGAAAGAUGACGAUCAGUCGCCUAAGCUAAUUAAAGAAGAAAUCAAGAAUCCAUUCUCAGAACCACCAAAAUCACCAGAUAAAGACUCCCCUAGACGUUCGUGUUCGCCAGAAGCUGUACAGCGUGCUAAGCAGAUGGAACUUGAGAGAGCAGUGGAGAACAUUGCAAAAUUAACAGAAAUCCCAACUGUGCAUCCUUACAAAGAAGCUACUAAUGAACCGGACGUUAGACCAGAGGAAGAAGUAGAAAAGCCUGCUCAUCAAGCAAGUGAAACUGAGCUCGCAGCUGCCAUUGACUCCAUCAUUGCAGAUGAAUCGGCAGAACCCGACAACUUCCCGUCUGCUCCAAGAUAUUCCGCUGACCAAACUGUGGCGGGCAUCGCUGAAGAUCCGACUGUAGUCCCUACACCCCCAGAUGCAACACAGCCUGAAACUGAUCAGGCGGCUGCAAAUAUACCGGAGUCAAAUAACAAUGUUGGCGCCUCGGGACGACUGUUGGCAAAAGCACCACCCACAAAUCGUCCAGUAUCAACAAACCCAUCUUCAGAUCGUGGUGUUUCUAAAGCCCCAUCCUCAGGCCAGUCAGUUUCUAAAUCUGCUGCAUCAGCAGAGACUUUGACUCCAAAGGUUCCCCCCUCGAUAGAAAGAAAUGUUUCUGAAGUUCCCUCUUCAACGGAUGUGAUUUCUAAAGCUCCUACCUCCACAAACAGCGUUGUGACUAAAGUUCCUGCAGUAGUAGGUUCCACCUCAACAGAGAGUGUAAUUUCUAAAGCUUCAGCUUCACAAGAAACCGUGAUUUCUAAAGUUCCUGUCACAGAGGAACUUUUAUCUAAAAGUACUGUUUUAUCUAAAAGUACCAUUACAGUAGAGAGUGUAAUAUCUAAAGCUCCUGUCUCUGUGGAGAGUGUGAUUUCCAAAGCUCCUGCCUCAGUGGAGAGUGUGAUUUCCAAAGCUCCCACCUCCGUUGAGAAUGUGGUUUCUAAAACUCCCGUUGGAACAGUGAGUGUCGUUUCCCCAGCUCUGCCUUCAGAUGGUUUGGCUUCUAAAAGUUCAGCUGUGGACAGUCAAUCAGCAGUAUCAGUCAGCUCAGUUUCCAGAUCUGCUUUAUUGACUACUUUGGCUGAGGCAAAAGAUGCUGACGUGUGCCUCCAGCAACCUGAAAAUAUCUCCCAGAAAACGGAGAACCCUCCAAAACCAGAACCUGCCGAGGUCCACCGAACUCCAAGUCGCAGAGGGCGUUCAAAACCCAGGCUAUCAAGGCGUAGCAGGCGAGGAAGUACGGGCAGGAAAGGGGAACUGGCAGACGGCAACAUCUCUGAACCUGAGCCAGCGCCUGUUUCUGCUGACGUCAAGCAAAGCACGGUCACAGCAGAGACCAGUUUGGAAAAACCUACAAAAAUACUGGUGGAAGCACUUUGCAUCCCGAAGAGUGAGAGCGACACCCUGGCCAGACUAGAAGAGUGCAAACCCGAUGAAAUGAAAAUCACCACGGCAAACAAGGAGUCUGUGACUGAGGCUAUUUCACCUCAGGAUCCACAGCAUUGUUCAUAUAAUGAAGAUAACAAGAGUGCUACAUAUUUUAAAUUAAAACAACAUAAUGACCAUACAGCCGAGGCUCAACCUAAGCCGAGCAUGCCAAGAGUGGCCAUUAAUGCACUCCCCGCCACCACCACUGCAAAGAUUUCAGUAACUCCAGCCCCUAUUUUGGGAAGUGUACACGCUAGUUCUGGGGCUGUGCCAGAUUGGAUAUCAAGGCAUGAAGGACCCCGUUCUUGUUCCACGCCCCCUCCUGCAGCCCCUCCUCCAGAUACCAAAGCCUCUGAUCUGGACACAAACUCCAGCACCUUACGGAAAAUUCUCAUGGAGCCGAAAUAUGUGUCGGCCUCUGGAGUCCCGACGACGUUUGUUACCACGGCUAUAAAUGAACCCUUGACUUCGGUUCGGUCAGAAGAAUCUUUCCCUUCAGCUGAAUGCAACAAACUGGUCUUGGAUGAGAAACCGGCACUUCCUCCAAGCACAACUGCAGGGCAACAAUUGACAGAGGUACUGACCUUUAAUGAGAAAGAAAAACAUGUUGGUUCUUUGAUCUCACCCAAAGUUACUUCUGUGAUCAGCAGAAUGCCGCCGAGUAUAGAUCAUGAGGAAAUGGCAAAGGUUUCAAUGAAUAGCCGAGGCCCAGUUAACCUUCCUUCUCAGUUACCCAGCCUCCCAAAUAUGACUCUGACCAAACAGAAAUAUAGAUCGAGCUUGACUGAAAACAGCCGGUACAAACUCGGAACAUACAUUGCAGAAGAGUCUAGGCCGGUGGAAAAUAUCCCGUUAAAUCAGGGCUCAAGUCCAGGGCUGAGAGUAAAUACAUCUGAAGGAGUUGUGGUACUGAGUUACUCAGGCCAGAAGACCGAAGGUCCUCAGCGAAUAAGUGCUCCCAUCAGCCAGAUUCCACCUGCUAGUGCAGUGGACAUAGAGUUUCAGCAAUCAGUGUCCAAGUCACAAGCAAAACAGGAGGCAGUUUCCCAAUCACAGGCUGUGACUAAAGUGUCGCAGACUCCAUCCGGCUACAGCAAUGUCAUUGGCACUCAUUCCUCAAGCAUGCACACAGGGCAUGGUGGCGCUCCGCUAUAUAACACAUCACCUGUGAUUUCCAGCAUAAAACAGGAGCAUCAGAUCCUCGAAAAGUCUGAAUCUUCCCUCCAUUCUCAGCCAGCAGCAGUGAAGAUUGUGUACAAUCUAAUGCCAAACAUUAUAACUGCGAACAAAAAAGGUGGAGAAGCAGUGGUUCCGAAGAUCGAACCUGGCAAAGUAAGUCAGCAGUCGACACUGAGCCCGGGGAUCAGCACUCACCAUGCUGCUCUGCCAUGUAAGAUGCAGUCGGACACGAACCACAUCAGUUCUGGGCGUGGAACCCCCACCGAACGGACUUUGUCUCUGCCACUUUCCAUUAAACAGGAACCCCACUCCCCUCACACAUCAGUUCACUCCCCUUCCUCCUUUCCCAAAGUAUGUCAGCCGAGUAGCACAUCCUCCGUUUCCCAGUCGAUAAACGCAAACAUGGUUCUGAAUGCUGGCCUCUCCAUGGCGCAGUUUGUUCCCAGUGUCCACCUUCCAGAGCAGUCGGUCAUUAUGCCUCCUCACAGUGUGACGCAGUCUCAGGUCGUCCCCUUAGGGCACCUUUCUCAGGGUGAAGUCAGAAUGAACUCCCCGUCAGUACCGGGUAUCCCGUACGGCAUACGGCCUGAGGCUCAUCACGCCUCCACACGAGCUGUCCUCCAAUCUCAGAUGGAACUCCGCUCGCAGCGCUCCAACACACCACAGUCAUCGGUCAUCAGGGACUUGUGUAUGCCUCAGAUCUCCAAUCAGCACCAACCAGAUGAAGAGUUGCUCCAUUAUCACGGGAUUAGACGAGGGUCUGGUCCCCUGCAGCCUGAUGUCCUGGUGAUGCAGCCAGACUACAGAAUGCAUCCUGGAAGUUUAAGACUGGACCAAUACAAUGUACCCCAGGAGAUGCUGCUGCGAGACGUACGGAUGAUGUACCCUCCUCUCACAGCGGUUGGUGAUGUCCACAAUGAAUCCAGACAGGCCAGGACCCCAGACGGAUCGGUUAAAACUCCUCCAGCCAGUAAAACCCCUCAGCCAGCUAAAGAGGCCCCGAAACCAUCCGAGGUGAAAAUGGCCAAGUCGCCGCACAGCGAAGCUCGAUUGAUCAAUGUCCCCCCUGGAUUACCCAUGUCUCAGUCUGUAAUGGUUUCCCAUGGUGUUCAGCUUAUGCACCAGGUCCCCAGUUCCUUCCACGACUACCCACGCGUGUAUCAAGAUCUUCGCAACUUCCACCCUUCUCACCUCGGUGGAAUAAACCCGCAGUUUGGUGGAAUAAACUUGCCUUCGCGCAGUAUGACUCCUCAGGGUAUCUCGGAAGGGGAGCAUGUCCACCCGGGAGUGAGAAGUAAAACUCCACAAAUAUCCCAGGAGAGCAGACUGUCGGGGCAGGUGGAACUACACUCGCCUCACAUGCAGCACCUACAGAGGGAGCGCGUUCAGCCGGAACCCAAUCCAACUUCCUAUCCCUCUCCGACUGGGGUGUCUUUGCCAAUCAAACACGAACUUUCCUCGCCUCACCAAACACUAACCCCAAAACAGCCGUCGUUUAUCUCCACGCAAUCCUCGGCACCGGGAGCAGCCCCGUCGCCCGUGAUCUCCAGGACGGACCAUCAGACCACGGCAAAGCCAGAACCACUGGCAUCGUCGUGUUCGCAGAGGCCCGUGGACAUGGUGCAGCUUCUAACUAAAUACCCGAUAGUUUGGCAGGGUCUGCUAGCUCUUAAGAACGACACAGCUGCGGUGCAACUCCAUUUUGUGUCCGGCAACAACGUGCUGGCCCACCGCUCGCUUCCCGCGUCAGAAGGUGGACCUCCUCUCAGAAUCGCUCAGCGCAUGCGGCUGGAGGCAACGCAGCUGGAAGGCGUGGCACGCAGAAUGACGGUGGAAACCGAUUACUGUUUGUUGUUGGCAUUACCUUGUGGACGUGAUCAGGAGGAUGUAGUGAGUCAGACAGAGUCACUGAAGGCUGGUUUUAUCAGCUAUUUACAGCUCAAACAAGCUGCCGGAAUCAUCAAUGUUCCAAAUCCUGGCUCCAAUCAGCCUGCUUACGUUCUUCAAAUAUUCCCACCCUGUGAAUUCUCUGAAAGUCAUCUAUCCCGCCUAGCCCCAGACUUGCUUGCCAGCAUCUCCAACAUCUCCCCCCAUUUGAUGAUCGUCAUUGCUUCAGUGUGAGCAUUUGGCUUGCUCUUUUUUUUAAAUCUCGGACUCCGUUACACUGCCAACUGCCAAUCUUCUUCCAAGCAAGGCCCGACUUGGACAAUGGGCCGUUACGUGUUUACAAAGUUUCCAAUCCUGGGCGAAAUGGUGGGCUCCAGUGGCAGAGUGGAAACCCCUCUAUGUAAUCCUGCACUCUCGGCGAUUCCUGUUAUGUGAAUUGGGAUUACCAUUGCACUAUAUUAGUGACUUGGUGACUUUAUGGCAGUAGAUUGUUAUGGAUCUUAUCAUGGUAGCAUCCUGGAUCCCUCUGAUGGACUUGAAGGCAGGACCUUAGAAUCCCUACCUACUUCAGCAGGGCCAGGUCGGGAUGCUUGUCACCCCCUCACCGUCAGUUGUAAUGAUCAACUCCUUUUUUCUUUUGUAAAUCUCCUUUCUUUGAGAAGGAAUCAAAUGGACCGAUUGCUGAGAGGAGAGGGAUGAACAGUUGAAGCCCAAAAGGGAAAUAAAGCUGGUGGGACAUGCUGAAUCCUUGGAACCAUGAAUUCAAACUUUGCUGAGAUGAUAAAAAACAUACAAUUUUACCUGUGCCAAAAUGCAUUUUCAGAGAAAUCUUAUUUUCGUAUGCGGACUUUGUACUUUCAUUCAUUCUUAAGUGCGCUUCACUGCUCCUUAACGCCGCCCUUCAAGAUGUGAGAGUAUUUUAUGCUUGUCAGGACAUCUGUUCAAUCUCAUUAAUUUAUAAAUUCUUUCCACAGUCCUUACUUUGUUUUUUUUAAUCCUUUUUUUUGUGUUUUUUUUUUUUUUUUUGGAGCGAUCCAAGUCAGAUUUAAGCCAACGUGGUGAAAAGUGGUCUCCAAUACGCGGCAAAAACUGGUACUGAAUAAAGAAGCCCCCUUUUCCUAGCCGAUAUAGGAAGGAGGGCACAAGGGGACUGGUACUCCUGAGAAUAUAGGGGCUGCGCUCUCUGUGUCAGCCACGAAUGCUGUAACUACCUACUGACAGCAAGCCGACUCCGUGUCCUUUUUAAUGGCGUUUGUACAUAGUACUUUUGGAAUUCUGUGCUUUGGUCUGAUUAACGUGUAAAAAAGAAAGGAAGCCCAAACCCCAGACUUGAAACCGUGUUACACAGUGCUGUAAAUAUUUGUAAAACGAAAAACAAUUCUUUCAUGGUAAUGUUGAAGGCACUUAUAAUUUUGAUACACAGAAUAAAAAUCUUAGCACAUUAUA
This is a messenger RNA of Amblyraja radiata (thorny skate), 13529 nucleotides long. RefSeq names its product spen family transcriptional repressor (gene spen). The record is from RefSeq and is a predicted model, not a curated record. Bases 1248 to 12317 code for a protein of 3689 amino acids. Gene Ontology annotation, molecular function: RNA binding. NCBI's taxonomy places the organism in Eukaryota, Metazoa, Chordata, Chondrichthyes, Rajiformes, Rajidae. The transcript is spliced from 14 exons.